UUGUCAUUUUUAUAAAGCAUUCCCAAUUGUGUGUGCAAAAAAUAAGAUUGUUCUCCGCUAAGAAAAAAGAAAAAAAAAUAUAUUAAGUCUGGGGUAAAGCUAUAUCUGCGGGUCUUAUUUUGUGAUUCAAUUAGAUAACGUGAGUAACCUAUCUUCUCUUUUUCUUAUACUAUAUCUUUUUUUCUUUUUAAUCCCACUAUUCUAUUGCCCUCCGUUUCUUUCAGCUUACACUAAGUUCGUAUCAGAUAUGUCCAGUAACGCAAAAUUAGCACUCGCUUGGUAUUUAUCCAAUUUGGCUGCAGCUCCUCUUCGUACAAAAGCAUGUACAUCGGGUUUCUUGUCAGGUUUACAGGAAUUAACAGCGCAAAAAUUAUCAGGAGCGAAGAAGUUCGAUAAAAGAAUCAUUCAAAUGGCUGCAUAUGGCUUAUUCAUCUCUGGACCAUUGAAUCAUUAUCUGUAUGAACUUAUGAAUGCAAUUCUGGGCAGGUUGUUUGCUGGCAAACCACCAGGGAAAGGUCUCAAGAUUGCUCAAUUAUUGUUCGCUAAUUUGAUCAUUUCGCCUACGAUGAACUCAGUUUACUUGACUGCCAUGGCUGUUAUCGCAGGUGUCACCUCACCUGCCAAGUUGAAGGCUAAUCUUAAGCAGGGCCUUUUGCGCAUGCAAAAGAUUUCUUGGGUUAUGUCUCCCUGCAGCAUGAUCUUUGCUCAAAACUUUUUAGCGCCUACUACCUGGGUCCCCUUUUUCAAUUUCAUUGCUUUCCUUUUCGGAACCUACAUGAACACAAUGAUCAAGCGUAGACGUAUGAAGGAACUUGAAGAAGCUGAAAAGAGACAAUAGAUAGUAACAUGAGUAUGAUCCCUUGAUAUUAUAUUUUAUUUUAUUUUUAAAUGUAUUUUUAGUCCUUUGCCAUCUCCAAACAAUUAAAUUCGUUCAUCAUUUAGCACAGACACGAUC
Messenger RNA from Mycotypha africana, 955 nucleotides. RefSeq lists its product as uncharacterized. Gene Ontology annotation, cellular component: membrane; cytoplasm. The coding region runs from base 248 to 838 and encodes 196 amino acids. The record is from RefSeq and is a predicted model, not a curated record. The transcript has 4 exons. Lineage: Eukaryota; Fungi; Mucoromycota; Mucoromycetes; Mucorales; Mycotyphaceae.